Messenger RNA from Morus notabilis, 848 nucleotides. Its product is annotated as CLAVATA3/ESR (CLE)-related protein 25. Bases 343 to 699 code for a protein of 118 amino acids. The record is from RefSeq and is a predicted model, not a curated record. The transcript is spliced from 2 exons. Lineage: Eukaryota; Viridiplantae; Streptophyta; Magnoliopsida; Rosales; Moraceae.
ACAGAAUCACUCUACCUAUCUAUAAAGAAAACUAGCAACCCCUAACCCCAUGAAGUAGAAAAAAAAAAAAGAAAAAAUGUCACCCAAACAAAAGAAUACCUUGCCUUAACCCAAACCUUUCCCUUUCUUCUCUCUCUCAGUCUUUAUCCCCUGUUUUCUUCUUUCCUUCCUUAACUUCACCAUAAUUAUCAUCUUCCUCUUGCUAAUUUUUCGUUUCCUUUCCUCUAACUUCUCUCCAAGUACAAGGGCAUCUUCACCAGCUAGAAUUGGAAUAAAGGAAAAGAAGCACAAAAAUAAAAAUAAAAAUAAAAAUAAAGCAAGCAAGCAAGCAAGCAAGAAAAUAUGGGAAGUUGUUCUAGUGGUAGUAUUAGUACUACGAGUAGUAAUAUCAAUUCUUGCUUUUCAAAGGACUUGGUUCGAGCGCUUGCAAUUGUGGGGCUUAUCUUGAUUUUGUUGGUUGGCACGUCUGAGGGAAAAAGAGCAACGAGAGCGACCGCGACGGCCGCAAACUUUACGGCGGGCAAAUCCUCCGGGAGGUUCAAAGGAACAGAUCAGGCAGUGGUGGGUGCACAGAAGCUUGUUAAUGAUCCGAAGAUAGAUGGAAUUAACUACAUGAGCAAAAGAAGAGUUCCUAAUGGACCAGAUCCUAUUCAUAACAGGAGAGCAGGGAAGUCCGGAAGAUUACCUGGUCGAGCAUAGCCGUUGAAAGCUUUCACAAAGCUUCAGAAAAAAGAGCUUAAGAGGGUGAAAUAUAGAUGUCUAACUUCUUGUUUGUAUGUGUUAAAAAUGGGGCUAUAAAAAUAUUCCUGAUCAAAUCUGAAAAUCCAACAUGGGUCCUUCCAAGUCAA